Molecule: messenger RNA, 506 nt
Organism: Humulus lupulus (European hop)
Lineage: Eukaryota; Viridiplantae; Streptophyta; Magnoliopsida; Rosales; Cannabaceae
Product: diacylglycerol kinase 7-like
Exons: 5
Coding region: 126-506 (126 amino acids)
Molecular function (GO): ATP-dependent diacylglycerol kinase activity
Source: RefSeq, a predicted model, not a curated record
AAAUCUUUGAUGUGCUGCAUAUUAAACUUAGAAUAUGUUUUGUGUUAGUCUUUGUAAAAUGUGAAGUAUUAAAUUUAUUUAUUUUCAUGUGAACAAAUUAACCUAAAUAGGUGAAAUGUAUUUAAAUGCAGGGGUUGGAGAUUGAAGGGGAGUUGCCUGAGAAAAAGACUUGUUAUGAAGGAGUAUUUUAUAAUUACUUUAGCAUAGGAAUGGAUGCUCAGGUGGCUUACGGCUUUCAUCAUUUACGUAAUGAGAAACCUUACCUGGCACAAGGACCAAUUUCUAAUAAGCUGAUCUAUUCUGGUUAUAGUUGCGGUCAAGGUUGGUUCUUUACACCUUUUACAAGUGAUCCACAAUUAAGGGGACUAACAAAUAUUUUAAGGCUGCAUGUCAAAAAGGUCAAUUGCUCAGAAUGGGAGCAAAUUACUGUUCCGUCAAGUGUAAGAGCUAUUGUUGCUUUAAAUCUUCAUAACUAUGGAAGUGGAGUUUUCUCUUCGUUCGUUUAG